Racocetra persica is the source of this 366-nucleotide messenger RNA. NCBI's taxonomy places the organism in Eukaryota, Fungi, Glomeromycota, Glomeromycetes, Diversisporales, Gigasporaceae. The record is from the annotation of a GenBank genome assembly.
CUGAUAUUAAUAGAAGUGAUCUAAAUGACAAUAGUAAAUAUGCUAAAAAGGAAAAACAAGUUGAUCACAAAGCACCUAUCGAUGUUGAUGAAAGGUCAGUACUUGAUGAAAUCUCCAAAACUCAAGAUACAACUACUCCCACUAAUAAUAGAACUGGAGCCUAUAAAUUUAAAAAUAGAAAACAUGUUGAUCACAAUACAUCUAUCAAAAGUGAUUCAAAUAAUAAUAAAAAAAAUAUUGAAUCAGCACUUAAUAUUGAUGAGAUACAAGAUACAACAUCUUCUACUAAUAAUAGAACAAAAGGCCACAAGCCUAAGAAAGGAAAAAAUCUUGAAAGUUCAAAAAAACUUGAUAAUGAUCUGCAAA